CAGCUGGCACAGACAGGAGAAUGUGACCCAGAGGAAAUCUACAAGGCCGCCCGACACCUGGAGGUGCGGAUCCAGGACUUUGUUCGGCGAGUGGAGCACAGGAAGCUGCUGCUCGACAUGUCUGUCUCCUUCCACACACACACCAAGGAGCUGUGGUCGUGGAUGGAAGAGCUGCAGAAGCAGCUGCUGGAAGACGUGAGCUGUGACUCGGUGGACUCGGUUCAGACUCUGAUUCAACAGUUUCAGCAGCAGCAGACGGCCACACUGGAGGCCACACUCAACGUGAUCAAAGAGGGAGAAGAACUGAUGCAGCAGCUCAGAGAUGCAGCCAUGUCAACCAGCAAGACGCCACACUGCAGUUCCAUCGCGCACAUUCAGGGGGUGCUGCAACAGCUGGAUGAAGCCCAGGGCCAGAUGGAGGAGCUGUUCCACGAGCGCAAAAUCAAGCUGGACAUUUUUCUGCAGCUGCGCAUCUUUGAGCAGUACACACUAGAGGUGACAGCAGAGUUGGACGCCUGGAACGAGGAUCUGUCCCGUCAGAUGAGCGACACCAACCGUUCAGGUGGCAGCAGCAGCAGCAGCGGCAGCAGCUCCUCCUCAGGCGGUGCAGAGGACAUAAGCCUGGCAGAGCAGCGGCUGAAACGGCAUGCAGAGAGGAAGACUGCUAUGAACAACAUGGCCUACGAAGUGAUGCAGCAGGGUCAGGACCUCCACCAGUAUAUCAUGGAGGUCCAAGCGUCAGGGAUUGAGUUGACAGGAGAGAAGGACAUGGACCUGGCCUCUCAGGUCCAGGAGCUGCUGGAGUUCCUCCACGAGAAGCAGCAGGAAGUCGACAUCAGCACGCAGCAUACACACACACGGCUGGAGCAGACCCUGCAGCUACGCCACCUACAGGCUGAGGUUAAACAGGUACUGGGUUGGAUCCGUAACGGUGAGUCCAUGUUGAAUGCCAGCAUGGUGAACGCCAGCUCUCUGUCUGAAGCCGAACAGCUGCAAAGGGAGCAUGAACAGUUCCAGAUGGCUAUAGAGUCUCUCUUUCAUGCCACCUCCCUCCAAAAGACUCAUCAGAGUGCGCUGCAGGUGCAGCAGAAAGCUGAGAUGAUGCUGCAGGCAGGUCACUAUGAUCCUGAGGCGAUCCGAAGCUGUGCCGAGAAGGUGGCUGUCCACUGGCAGCAGCUGAUGCUGAAGAUGGAGGACCGCCUGAAGCUGGUCAAUGCCUCCGUGGCCUUCUACAAAACAUCAGAACAGGUGUGCAGUGUGCUGGAGAGCCUUGAGCAGGAGUACCGGCGGGACGAAGACUGGUGUGGCAGCCAUGAAAAACUUGGGAGUUCAGUAGAGAGUGAGCAUCUGCUGCCCCUGAUCAGCAAACACCUGGAGCAGAAGGAAGCCUUCCUGAAGGCGUGCACACUGGCUCGGAGGAAUGCUGAGGUCUUCCUCAAAUACAUCCACAGAAACAAUGUGAGCACACCGGGAGCUGCAGGCCAUGCUAGAGGACCUGAACAGCAGGUCAAAGCCAUUCUCAAUGAGCUGCUGCAGAGGGAAAACCGGGUUCUGCACUUCUGGACGUUGAAGAAACGAAGGCUGGACCAGUGUCAGCAAUACCUGGUGUUUGAACGGAGCGCUAAACAGGCUCUGGACUGGAUCCAGGAGACAGGAGAUGUUUACCUCGCUACACACACAUCACCUGGGGACAGCAGUGAGGAAACCCAGCAGCUGCUCAACAACUACCAUCACUUCAAACUUUCUGCUAAGCAAACCAAGGAAAAGGUGAAGCUUCUGAUCCAGCUGGCAGACAACCUGGUGGAGAAAGGCCACGCCCACGUGUCGGAGCUGAAGCGCUGGGUCAGCACAGUGGACCGCAGGUACCGAGACUUCUCCCUUCGCAUGGCGAAAUACCAGGAGAGCCUGGAGAGGAGCCUGGGCAUCAGCUCUGAGGACAACAAGGACCUGGAGCUGGACAUCAUGCCUGCGAGUUUGACCAACGACCCUGAGGUCAAACUCCGCGAUCCAAACCACGAGGUCGAUGAGGAGAAGAGAAAGUCUGCCAGGAAGAAAGAGUUCAUCAUGGCGGAGCUGCUGCAGACGGAGAAGGCCUACGUCAGGGAUCUCCAGGAGUGUCUAGAAACCUACCUGAGGGAAAUGACCAGCAGUGAAGAGGAGAUUCCUCCAGGCAUCGCCAACAAGGAGCAGAUUAUUUUUGGCAACAUGCAGGAGAUCUACGACUUCCACAACAAUAUUUUCCUGAAGGAGCUGGUGAACUAUGAGCAGCUGCCGGAGGAUGUGGGCCACUGCUUCGUCACCUGGGCUGAUAAGUUCCACAUCUAUGUGGACUACUGCAAGAACAAACCCGACUCCAGUCAGCUUAUCCUGGAGCAUGCUGGCAGCUUCUUUGAUGACAUUCAGCAGAGACGUGCCCUGGCAAACACACUCAACUCCUACCUCAUCAAACCAGUCCAGAGGAUCACAAAGUACCAACUUCUGUUAAAGGAGCUGCUGUCUUGCUGUGAAGAGGGUAAAGGAGAGAUCAAAGACGGCUUGGAGGUGAUGCUCAGUGUUCCUAAGAGAGCCAAUGACGCCAUGCACUUAGCCAUGCUGGAGGGCUUUGAGGAGAACCUGGAGGUUCAGGGUGAGCUGAUCCUGCAGGACAGCUUCCAGGUUUGGGACCCGCGCGCACUGAUCCGGAAGGGCCGGGACCGACACCUCUUCCUGUUCGAGUUCUCAUUGGUCUUCAGCAAAGAGAUCAAAGACUCAGCAGGAAGAACCAAGUACCAAUACAAGAACAGACUACUGACAGCAGAGCUCGGGGUAACCGAGCACAUAGAGGGCGACCCGUGUAAAUUUGCCCUGUGGGCAGGAAGAACCCCGUCUUCUGAUAAUAAAACUGUGCUAAAAGCAUCCAGCAUGGAAGCCAAACAGGAAUGGAUAAAAAACAUCCGUGAGGUGAUCCAAGAGAGAAUGACUCACCUGAAGGGGGCGCUGAAGGAGCCUCUUCAUCUGCCUAAAGCACCUGCACUUACUAAGCCCAGGAACUUCACUAAAAGGGAAGGAGGGGAAGAUGGAGACAGUCAGGGAGACGGCAGCAGCCAACCAGAUACCAUCUCCAUCGCCUCCAGGACAUCCCAGAACACCAUAGACAGUGACAAGCUCUCUGGUGGGUGUGAGCUGACCGUGGUCCUCCAGGACUUCACAGCAGGAUGCAGCACAGAGCUGUCCAUCAGCACAGGCCAGACUGUAGAGUUGUUGGAGCGGCCCACAGAGCGGCCCGGCUGGUGUCUUGUCCGGACCACCGAGCGCAGCCCGCCUCAGGAGGGACUGGUCCCCAGCUCGGCUCUCUGUGUCUCUCACUCUCGGUCCAGUGUUGAGAUGGACUGCUUCUUCAGCUCAGGGAAAGAGAACUACCAUGUGAGCAGCUCUGACAGGAAGACCGAGUCUGUAGCGAACCUGCAGCCGCAGCCGUCCCUCAACUCCCUUCAGUCCAGUUCUCCAAAUGUUUCCAAACGUUCUGGAAACCAGAAGUGGAAGUGGCUGCCCAGUUCAGGCCGCAGGAUCAGCUCCGGCAAGAAACCAUCCAGCACUAAGCAGAAGAAGCCAGAACUUGGUUCUGGAAGAGAUGGUGGUGGAAAGGCUAAUGAGCGCAGUCAGCCAGGAAAGGACAAUGAAGAGAGAGUAAGCAUCAAGGAUGGGAACCCUCCAUCGAAGCAGUCUCCUGGGAUACAGAGUGGUGGAGAGGAGGAGCCAGAGCCAGACGAUGAGCCCCACCUUCCUCUUCCUCCACCCAUGGAGAUCAUGAAGGACCCCUCAGCUUCAGAAGAAAAGACGGUGGAACCGUAUCCAGGCUUCACCCCUCCAUCUCCACCGGAACAACACACACCGGUUCAGGCACGGAACUCCGAACAGGACCAGAAAGCCAAAGCUAUGAGACACCGGACGUUUGUCCUGAACGAGCUCAUUCAGACAGAGAAGGACUACGUCAAAGACCUGGGAAUCGUGGUGGAGGGAUUCAUGAAGAGGAUAGAAGAGAAGGGCGUUCCAGAGGACAUGAAGGGAAAAGAGAAAAUAGUAUUUGGGAACAUUCACCGCAUCUAUGACUGGCACAGAGAGUUCUUCGUAGGAGAGCUUGAGAAGUGUGUUGACGACAACGGGCUCCUCCCAGAACUUUUCAUCAAGCAUGAGAGAAGACUGCACAUGUAUGUGGUUUACUGUCAGAAUAAACCCAAAUCAGAGUACAUCGUUGCAGAAUAUGACAAAUUCUUUGACGGGAUUCAGCAGGACAUUCAAUCUAAAUUGAGCAUCAGUGAUUUCCUCAUUAAACCCAUCCAGAGAAUUACCAAAUACCAGCUGCUGCUAAAGGACUACCUGAAGUACAGCUCUAAGGCUGGCAUUGACUGUAAGCAAAUUGAGAAAGCUGUGGCGUUGAUGUCUGAGGUUCCUAAGCUCUGCAACGACAUGAUGAAUCUGGGCCGGCUUCAGGGAUAUGAGGGAAAUCUGGCCAAUCAGGGCAAACUACUGCAGCAGGAAACCUUCUUUGUGACGGAACAAGAUGCUGGAGUCUUGUCGCGAUCCAAAGAACGCAGAGUCUUCCUCUUUGAGCAAAUCGUCAUCUUCAGUGAACUGCUCAGGAAAGGCUCAUCCACACCUGGCUACCAGUUCAAAAAAGCUAUUAAGGUGACCAACCUGGGAUUAGAGGAAACUGUUGAAAACGAUGCCUGCAAAUUCGUCAUGUUCUCUCGCGGCUCAUCGGAGCGCUUCACUCUGCAGGCCGCCAACGUCGACACCAAGCAGGUCUGGGUCCAACACAUCCAGAACAUCCUGGAUGCUCAGAAUGACUUCCUGUCAGCUCUGCAGUCUCCCAUUGUGUACCAGCAGUGUCAAAGCAAAGACAGCGGCUCCUCUCUGAUCAGACGGUCCUCAUCGUCAGGAAACCGGCCAUCUUCAUCCUCCCACAGCCGGCCGUCCUCAGCUCUGGGCUUCAGUGAGAAGAGCCCUUUAAAAGUGUCUACCUCCAAUGGCAGCUCCUCUUGCUUUGAAUCCAGUCAUGAUGACUGUAACGGCCUCUUCUCCACCAUGCGGGUCACUCAGGACUACUCUGCACUCAAAGAGAACGAGAUAUGUGUCAGCAGAGGAGACGUGGUCCAAGUCCUGACCAUCAAUCAGCAGAACAUGUACCUUGUUUUUCGGCCAGCCGACAGCCAGUCACCCGAGGCCGAGGGCUGGUUGCCGGGACACGUCCUGGGCCCGCCCACAAAGUCCAUAAAAGACUCUUUCUCCACUUCCUCCUUCCCAGCCGCUGUGGCAGAUGCCAACAACAUCAAGAAGUCUUUGUCAUGGAACACGCUGCGCGCUAGGAAACGUGCUGAAUCCAGGGACAGCUCCUUUCUGGGGUUCAGGAGUCAGGACAACAGCCUCCUCCGUAAACCCAAAGAUGGCGUAGUCUCCCCCCUCCCGCUAGCCCUGCCAAGCCCCAGCCACAAGGCUAAAGACCUGCACACCUCUGAUGAGUCAGAAAGUGAGGAAGACCUUGACCCAAAGACGGGCAUGGAGCUUCUUAACCCAAACUUCAUCCAAGAAGUGGCCCCGGAAUUCCUGGUACCGCUGUCAGAUGUGGUGUGUGCAUUUGGGGAGACAGUCGUCCUCUGCUGUAAAGUCUGUGGACGACCCAAACCCACGGUAACCGUGAAGGGCCCUGACCAGAACCCCGUCACCAGUAACAACCGCUUCACCAUUGAUAUCAGGGACACUGGUGACAUCCUGAUGAAGAUCUGCAACUUAAUGCCUCAGGAUACAGGGAUCUACACCUGUGUUGCUGUUAAUGAUCAUGGCUCUGCUUCUUCCUCUGCAUCUAUUAAAGUUCAAGGUAUCCCAGCAGCCCCGGGGAGGCCUCUGGCUCAGGAGUCGAGCAGCACCACGGUGCUGGUCCACUGGCCACCUCCAGCUUCAUCUGCUCACUGUGCCAUCACCAGUUAUGCUGUAGAGUACAGACAGGAAGACUCAUUCCUGUGGCAGCAGGCGGCCAGCUGCAGGGAGGAGUGUGUCCAGAUCGAUAAUCUUAUUCCUGGAGGUCACUAUCAAUUCAGAGUUCGAGCCUCCAACCGCUGGGGGGUUGGCCCUCCAUCACAACCCUCAAAUAUGGUCACACUGGGCAGCUGCACCUCUGGGUGUGAUGGAACAGGGGUUCAGUGGAAAGAAAAUUUUGAGUCAGUCUUCACUGAGAUCAGCGAGAUUGGAAGGGGGCGCUUUUCAGUCGUGAGAAAAUGUUUGAACAAAUCAACAAAGAAAGAGGUUGCUGUUAAGUUUGUGAAUAAGAAGAUGCAGAAGAAAGAGCAGGUAUCUCAUGAAGCAGACAUUCUCCGUCAUGUCCAGAAUCACCACUUGGUGGCGCUGCUGGACACUUAUGAGUCUCCUACCUCUCUGAUGUUCAUCCUGGAGCUGCUAGAAGAUGGACGUUUGCUUGAGUAUCUUGUUGCCCACGAUGAGCUGAUGGAAGAGAAAGUAGCAUUUUUUAUCAGAGAAACUUUGGAGGCUCUCCAGCACCUUCAUACCUGCAGAGUGGCACAUCUGGAUCUCAAGCCUGAGAAUAUCAUGGUGGAUCUUAAAGCUCCGGCUCCAUCUGUCAAGCUCAUUGACCUCGGUGACGCCGUCCAGCUCUCUGCUGGCCGCCGAUAUGUCCACCUCUUACUUGGAAACCCAGAGUUUGCAGCCCCUGAGCUCAUCCGAGGUACGCCAGUAUCUGUUUUGACAGACGUGUGGAGCAUGGGCGUGCUGGCCUACGUGAUGCUCAGUGGCGUAUCCCCAUUUCUGGAUGAGUCACCAGAGGAAACGUGUGUAAACAUUUGCCGCCUGGACUUCUGUUUCCCGGAUGAAUACUUCCAUCAUGUAAGUCAGGCAGCCAGGGAUUUUGUGUCUUCAGUGCUGCAGGAGGAUCCCAGGAAGAGGCCUAGUGCCACUUCAUGUUUACAACACCCGUGGGUGGGCCGGGGGGGCGCUCAAGGAGGUGAGUACUCCAAGAUGCCCCUGGACAGGUCGAGGUUGGCCACAUUCAUCGAUCGGAGAAGACAGUUACAUGAUGUCCGUCCCAUCACCAACAUCAAAGGUUUGGUGAGCAGCACUAUGGGCAACACACUGUGAUGGAGAGAACCAUGAACAGUUAGUCCUUCUGUGAACACCAACACUGAAAUGUCUUUACUAUUUUACUGUCUUAUGAGUAAAAAAACUUUCCCAUUUGGUCCAACUUAUAAUCAUCUUGAAUCUGGGUGGGUCACUGUUUGUAAAACUAUUUGUGGCUCAGAACAGUUAUUUAUUUCACAACUUGUUAAUUUAUUUUUUGUUUGUAUGCUUUAAAAUACAUCCACUAUAACCCAAAGAAAUCAUCUCAGCCAUGUAGAAAGACAUGAAAACACUAAACAGGAGCCAUCACUUCUUAGCCACAAUGUUCAUAUUUGCACCAAGAUUUACAGGCUGUAUUUAUAGAAGAGAAGCUAAAGUUAUUUUUCAUGUAAAUUGUUCACAUCUUACAGAAAACCUUGACAAGCCAACAAGCAUCGUGCACUUUCAUCCAAUUCUCUGGCAAAGACGUGAACAAAAACUAAUCAGAAAAUGUAGUGGCAUAAUCUCACAAUGAACAAUUAUUAUAUAUCAUUAUAUUAAUCCAAUUGGGUGAAAUUUAGCAAUAAUAAAUACAUGUUGUUGGUUUUUUUGCAUUAUCUUGUUGAAAGUUCCAAUGAUGAUUUCUGUAGUUUGCAGGCACUGGCAAAUGGUUAUUACAUUUCAAAGAAGUAAUGAUACCAUGCACUUGAACCAGGAUUCCAAGGCCUUUGGAGGACAACAGGCCCACAGCAUCACAGAUCCUCCACUAUGCUUGAUGGGCAUGAUGUGCUUCUAUAUAGUCAUUAUUUGCUUUAUUGCAAACCUUUUUGGAGUGGUUUUGUCAAAAAGUGCCAUCUUAGAGCUCUCUAUCUAAAAGAUAGGAUUCCAUUUAAAGCCCAUGUAGAGUUUCAACAUGAUUAUGAUGGUAGAAUGGACAAACGUCUUUCUGGCAUAACUUCCAAAUAGUUGCUGUUAAAGAAAUUUGGAGUCCACAAGAUCAAUACUAAGGAUACAUUUUAUAUCCAAAUUCAAUAUGGCAAAAGGAGAGGUCUUUUGGAGUCUGUGGUUUUCCUAAAUGUUGUAACACAGUUUAUCUAAAAGUUGAACAAUGCUGAGCCUUAGCAGCUCUGUUAUUGGUGUGUAAUACUUGUUCAUCAGAGCACACUGUUGAUCGAGAACACACAGGAGGCAGAACUCUUCAUCCACCCUGCUGGGAUGGAAAGCAGAGUUCAUUGUCAAACAUUACUUUUGGAAAUGUUUUUGAAUUUUUUAGAUGUGCUUGUGUUGAAUUUGUUAGAACUCGCUGUUUUUUUUUUAUUUGACGGAAUGGAUGUAAAUGUUAACUGAGAUCCAACCUCCAAACUUACUGAAACCCAGACUUCUUCAGGCCUUAUAAAGGCUCUAUAAUUCUUUGUGUAUGAAUGAUUAGAAGAAGACUGAAUCAGUGUUAUUUUCUUGUCGGAUGGUACAUCUUCAUCACCUGGACGCUUUGUAAAUGUCCCUUUUCUGUAUUAAAAACUUCUGAAUUGAUUUUAACAGGCUGACCAAUGUAACGCACAUGUUUAUUUUGUUAUAAUUAUUUGACUUGAAUGACAGCAGAAACUCCGGAUCUGUAUUAAUAGAACCUGCUGUGAUCCCCAAUGUGGUGAGAACUACAUGACUACUAAAGUUAGAUUCACAGUUGAUUCUUUUGUACCAGUGUAAAGCUGUACCUUCUAGUGUAGUUUUGAAUGUGAAGGUCUUGUUCUGUUUGACACUGUGCAAAGAUAACAAAGACCACUUGUUCUCCCAAACAGUCAAUGCUCAGCUGCAGAGGUUGGGCCCUGAACUGUUGGAUGAUCAACAAAACUAAUGCAGCAACAGGAAACAUGGCACUCUGUUCAUAUUACUGUUUAAGGAGAUAUUUGUGUAGAAUCAGGGCAUGUAGUUUACAGAACAGCAAAACUAUCAGGGAUCAUCUGCAUAUAAAACCACCUGGGAUGUCUUUAAAAUCAGAUUGUAAAUAUGUCUGUUUCAGGAAGUUCAUGUUUCAGUAAUACAGUAAACAUGUAAAAAAGUGAGCUCCAUUUUCACACCUACAUUAUUUAGUUGUACAUUUCCAGCCUGACCCAGCCACUGUGGCAAACAUCCUGCCUGGAUUUGUGAUGAUGUCACUGCUUGGCUGAUCUUGAAGACAGAUGUUUACUUUUCUGUUCCAAUUUAAUAAUGAAUGUAUAAAUUAGAGAAUGUGUUCUGUAAGUAUUGUGCUGUCAUAGACCAUUGUCCCUACAUCAGCAGCCUUAGUAAGCAUUCAAUGUGCUGCAGUUAAAGGCCAGGCUGGUGAAGCAGCUGUAGGAUAGUAACCAUCAGAAGGUUGUGUUGAUAACCGUCUGUGUUUAUUAGUGCAGCUGUAAUAAAACCUGCUCAGGUUUCUGAAAACACUGGCAGAUUUCAGCCAAAUCUGUUUAGCACUGUUACUCACUCAGUAGAGCAUCUACUGGCGAUAUAAUAUGAUAAUCUACAUUUUUUAGUCAUUGCCCAAAACAAUCGAAUGAUACUGAAAGCUGCAAGCUGCAACAAAGAAAGCUCUAUAGGUGAUUUUAACCAGUGGCCCCCAAACCUGGUCUUCAGGGCCCACUGUCCUGCAUGUCUAAGAUGAUUCUCCACUCCAGCACAGCUGAUAUAAAUAAUUGCAUUACCUCUUCAGCAUGCCGUCAGCUGCUGCUGAAGCCAGUUAAUCAGCCACUUCAUUUGAGCCAGGUGUGCAGCAGCAGGAAAACAGCUAAACCUGAGGACCAGGGUUGGGAUCUCUGGUUUAAAGUUUGCUGUUGUCCAGAGAUCCAGUCAAUGAGAAAAAUCGUAGUAAAAAGAAAAGACACCUUUUGCCACGGCCAGCACUUAGUUUGUGGGCUUCACCAGAGUAGUGUUGAUAUAAUACAUCCAACUAUUAAUUUCAAUAAAUAAAUAAACAUCAUAAUGUGUCAAAUAUCCAUAAGAAGGAUGAAUUCUGUUUUUCCAACUAAACAAACUCUUAACACAACAAAGCAAGGAGAUUCGAUUGUACUCAGAUUAAAACUGAUUGAAAAUAUUGAUAGUCAAGCAUGAAACAAAGAUGCAGUGUCAAUUUUACUCUAGAAAUAGCAAAUAAAGAUGAAAAAUAAAGUUUUAUAAAAUUGACCAUUGACCGGUCUGACUUUGAUAGUCAGAGGGAGAAACCAGGACAGAGGUUUUAUCUCUCUGAAGGUAAAACCUGUCUGGACACAAUCUGGCUUUUCUGCUCCAGAAGCAGCUCUACUUCGGUCUGACUGGAGCUCACUAAAAAAAAAAGGCAGGAAAUUCUGGUUUCUGGUGCAGCACUGUUGGACAUAUUUAUGGUUCCAUAUUGUGGAUUCAAAACCUAGGUGAAGUGUAAGGCAUGGAAGGAAAUUAAAAACAUUUUUUGCAGAGGUCUCAGACUAAACAUAGACAAAUUUAGAGAAGCAAGUGAUGGAAACACACAGUCUGACAAGGUGAUCCAUUUUCUUGUUGAUUUGGAAAAACAACUUUCUGCCUAUUUGGUUUCUUUUGUGUCAGACAUCAGCUGACAGUUUCUGGGGAAGGAACCAAUAUGAGGUGCAGAUCAACCAAUCAGAAGCAACAUUGGGAUACAACAAUGAGCACAUCAUAUUAGAUAGCCAAUAUAUCUUGUUUUAUUGUUUUCUAUCUUUAUAUAAAACAGAGGGACACACUGACCAAUAUUUAAAUGAACUAUUCAUAGAGUAUUUGUGAUUAGUUAUUUACGGCUAUGGUUGGUAGCGCAGAGUAAUCCAGGUUAUAGCUAUUACCUUAAUAUAGGUAUAAGGCAUCUGUGUUAUCUUAUGCCUUUGUUAAGGUAAUGAGAAUAUUCUAGGUGUAAAACUGAAUGUUUGUAAAAAAAAAGAAAGAAAGAAAGAAAAAAUGUACAGUUGAUUGACUGCCAAGCACUUUGCUGCAAUCCAUUAGUACCAGUUUUUAAUUCUGAAAUCCAAUCAUAGCUUGUUGGAUUUUUGCAGUAAAAGCAUAAAAUGUCAUAUUCAUCUUCUAAAUAGUACCAAAAAGACAUCACAAAGGAACAAAACAAACAAACAAAAAAACUAUGAUAGGAACUUCAGGCAGAGCCAAGGAGCCAAAGUAGCUGCUCUUAGCAAUGCUUUUACUCUACUUCAUCAAAGUGCAUUUACUACCCAUUAAAAUAGUAGAAUGUUCUCUUAUCAGCAUGUGUCUUUGAUCACUUGAUGGACACUAAAAUAAGACCAGAAGAAGAAAUAGGAAGAAAUAAAUGGGGUCUGUUUUUUUUUCUGAAAUGACUGAAAGUAUUGGAGCUCUGGUUCUGGUAAAGUUCUGCAACACACAACACACCCAUCUGCUCUAGAAGAACCUGGGUCAUUCCUCUGUCUUAUAUUGGCACUCAGUGACUUGAUGAGAUAAGUUAUUAGUUAUUUUCAAUAAUCAACGUUCGAUAGGUCAACUUGUUUCCAUGUUUCUUCUUUGUGUAAAGAAGAAACAAAUAUAUCACAAGACAACUGAAUCACUGCUCCCGACUUUUACUUUCAAUCAUUUCUUUAUUGGACCUGAGAAAACCUGUUGAGUAAACCUCAGCUGAACUUCUUUAGAAAACCGAACUAGAGACGACUCCACAAUCCCACAAUACAUCUUUUAUGACUUGUUACGCCAUGCAGGACUGUGCUGGCUGAGCUUUGUUAAUGCUGUGUUCAUACUGAGCUUCGUAGAGAACCAUGCAAAUGCUUUAUGCCGCAGUGUGAUGCAGCAUAUUCUGUACAGGCUUCCUGCUGCAAACCACCUGCUGGUUUGUUACUCUUUAUGAAUAAACAACCUGCCUGUUUGUAUGUAUUUA
Molecule: messenger RNA, 11935 nt
Organism: Xiphophorus couchianus (Monterrey platyfish)
Lineage: Eukaryota; Metazoa; Chordata; Actinopteri; Cyprinodontiformes; Poeciliidae
Gene: kalrna
Product: kalirin RhoGEF kinase a
Exons: 53
Coding region: 118-7125 (2335 amino acids)
Biological process (GO): intracellular signal transduction; axon guidance; protein phosphorylation
Cellular component (GO): postsynaptic density; extrinsic component of membrane; cytoplasm
Molecular function (GO): guanyl-nucleotide exchange factor activity; protein kinase activity; protein binding
Source: RefSeq, a predicted model, not a curated record